Camellia sinensis is the source of this 722-nucleotide messenger RNA. The record is from RefSeq and is a predicted model, not a curated record. NCBI's taxonomy places the organism in Eukaryota, Viridiplantae, Streptophyta, Magnoliopsida, Ericales, Theaceae.
GGACUUUUGGGAAAGUCUUGGAAUGUUUAGACUAUGAAAGGAAAGAGAUUGUAGCAAUUAAAAUUGUUCGUUCAAUAAACAAGUACCGGGAAGCUGCCAUGAUUGAAAUUGGUGUCCUACAGGAACUUUCCAGGCAUGAUGUUGGUAGCACACGUUGUGUGCAAAUACGGGAAUGGUUUGACUAUCGUAAUCAUGUUUGUAUUGUAUUUGAGAAGCUUGGACCAAGCUUAUACGAUUUUCUCUGCAAAAACAGCUAUCGUUCAUUUCCAACUGAUCUUGUUCGGGAGUUUGGCAGACAACUUUUGGAAUCUGUAGCAUGUAUGCAUGAUUUACACCUGAUUCAUACAGAUCUGAAACCAGAAAACAUACUUCUUGUUUCAUCAGAAUAUGUUGAAGUGCCAGAUUAUAGGAUCUCUAAUGUUUUGACUAUAUGCAACAAUCUGCCAAAGUCAAGUGCUAUUAAGCUAAUUGAUUUUGGGAGUACUACUUUUGGACAUGAGGACCACACCUACCUGGUGUCAACGCGUCAGUAUCGUGCACCAGAAGUUAUUCUUGGUCUUGGAUGGAACUAUCCUUGUGACUUGUGGAGUGUGGGUUGCAUACUUGUUGAACUUUGCUCGGGUGAGACCCUUUUCGAAGCACAAGAGAACUUGGAACAUCUGGCUAUGAUGGAGAGGGUGCUAGGGCCCCUGUCACAUCAUAUGAUUAUUAGUGCAGAGUAA